This is a messenger RNA of Ilex paraguariensis (yerba mate), 457 nucleotides long. Lineage: Eukaryota; Viridiplantae; Streptophyta; Magnoliopsida; Aquifoliales; Aquifoliaceae. The record is from the annotation of a GenBank genome assembly.
CCACUGUCUCUGGGGAGCUAUGGAUGUUGUGCCAUUGGCACCACAGACGAGGGCAAUGUGGUGCAGAGAGAUGGAGUGGCUCUUAUGUGUGAGUGAUUCCAUGGUAGAGCUUGUGCCUUCCAUACAACAAUUCCCCUGUGGAGGCACAUAUGAAGUAAUGGCAACAAGGCCAUGGUCAGAUUUGUAUAUGAAUCUCCCUGCACUCAAAAAGCUUGAUGCUAUGUUAAUAGUGGAAGGCCUUCAAUUAGGCAGGAAGAGAAGUGGUGGCUCCCGAACCCAAAAGUUCCUCCAAAAGGGUUGUCACUUGUCAGUGGAUGCAAGGAAGAGGUUGCAGCAAUGCAGGGAUUGUACCAACCAGAUACUGAAGGCAGCCUUGGCAAUCAAUAGCAAUGUGCUUGCUGAGAUGGAGAUUCCUAAUGCUUACUUAGAAACUUUGCCCAAGCUAGCAACGGUGUGA